This is a messenger RNA of Vicia villosa (hairy vetch), 2064 nucleotides long. RefSeq lists its product as uncharacterized. Gene Ontology annotation, molecular function: zinc ion binding; nucleic acid binding. The transcript is spliced from 4 exons. Lineage: Eukaryota; Viridiplantae; Streptophyta; Magnoliopsida; Fabales; Fabaceae. The record is from RefSeq and is a predicted model, not a curated record. Bases 1 to 2064 code for a protein of 687 amino acids.
AUGAAACCAAUAGAGGACGACGAUGGCGUUAAAGUGAUGUUCGAAUGUCACAAUUCGUUUGCUCCUCUUGACGAUAUGGAGCUAUAUGUUCAUAUUGUUAGUCCUCCCAUUAACCAAUCGCAAGAGUCGCAUUCGCAUCAAUACGGUUUGAGCCAACCCACUGAUGAAGAGCCAACCCAAAACAACGAACCAUUUAUACCCGACGAACAGGUGGACGAGUACAGUGAGGAUGAAAUACAAGAAGUGCAAUAUGAAGAUCUUUUUGGUGAUGACAAUGACCCUGAUGAUGUUGAGCCGUCGCAGCCUACACUUGCACGACCGAUUAGCAUGUACGCCCCACCGGAUCACAUGCGAAAUAUUUGUUUAGAAGAGGCACCGUCUGAAUCAAUUUUUGGUUCCCACAUAACAAACUAUAGUGAUGUUGAUUUAUAUGAGGGAAUGGAGUUUGAAGACAAGGAGGAGUGCGUUGCUGCUAUUCAACAUUGGCAUAUCACCAAUAAUCUUGAUUAUUGGGUAUACAAAUCUGACACGAAAAGAUAUGUCAUCAAAUGCAAAAAUCCAACUUGCAAAUUCAAAUGUAGAGCAUCCGUUCGCAAGAAGAAUUCUAAGUGGAUGAUAGGUAAGUUGAGUGGACCACAUGUCUGCACAACCACUUCAAUGUCGCAAGAUCAUAGACAACUUACAUCAGAUAUUGUCUCUCACUGCAUCAGAGAUUUGGUUAACACCGACCCCUCAAUUAAGGAAAGCGUGGAUUGCAAAGACUUGGAAACAUUACCUGCCUUUUCAAACGAAGGCAGCCAGUUGGGUGAUAAGAUGAUAUUCCAUCGUCUAUUUUGGGCUUUUCAACCAUGCAUCCAUGGUUUUGCCUAUUGCAAGCCAAUUGUUCAAGUCGAUGGAACAUGGUUGUAUGGAAGGUACAAAGGGACAUUGUUGAUGGCUGUGGCGCAGGAUGGGAAUGGUAACAUUUUUCCAAUUGCUUUCGCUAUUGUCGAGGGUGAAACCAAGGAUGCUUGGAGUUUUUUCCUUCGUAAUCUAAGAAUCCAUGUGACACCCCAACCCAAUCUAUGCCUAAUAUCAGACAGACAUCCAUCGAUUAAAAGUGCCUAUGAUGAUCCUGCAAAUGGAUGGCAAAAUCCUCCGUCAUCACAUGUCUAUUGCAUAAGGCAUAUUGCGCAAAAUUUUAUGCGUGCGAUUAGAGACAAAGAACUACGUAAAAAACUCGUCAACAUGGGAUAUGCAUUGACGGAGUCAACGUACAAUUACUAUAGAACCGAAAUUCGUCAGACAAAUAGAGAUGCUAUGGAGUGGAUUGAAAAUAUCCCCAGGGAGAAGUGGGCAAGGGCGUUUGAUAGAGGGCAACGAUGGGGACACAUGACGACUAACCUUGCAGAAGCAAUGAACUCUGUGCUAAAGGCUACCAGAAAUCUUCCAAUAGCGUCUUUGUUUUCGGCCACAUAUUUUCGGAUGGGAGCAUUAUUUGGUCAACGCGGACAUGAAUGGACAAAGAGGUUGACAUCAGGCCAAACUUUUACAGACAAGUGUAUCAAGGGGAUGACUGAAGAAGUCAACAAAGCAAGCAGUCAUAAUGUUUACCAGUUUGACCGGGAGAGGUUCUAUUUUAUGGUGGCCGAAAGAAUAAACCGCAACGAUGGUCGUCCAACUGGUACUUACGGUGUUGAUCUGCGAAAGCGAACAUGUGAUUGUGGAAAAUUUCAAGCGUUCCAUUUGCCUUACUCACAUGUGAUUGCAGCAUGUGAAAGUAUACGCCAAGACUACACCAUUCACAUACCCGACGUGUUCAAGAUACAGCAUGUUUUUAAAGUCUACCAACAAAGCUUCCAGAUCCUCCCACAUCAAGACAAUUGGCCUCAAUAUAGAGGGCCUACUCUUUGUCAUGACGAAACUAUGCGUAGGAAAAAAAGAGGCCGCCCUAACAGUACUCGGAUUCGAACCGAAAUGGACGACGUGGAAAAGGAAAAGAGAAUGUGUGGGAUAUGCCGUGAAGUAGGCCAUAUCCGAAGUAAAUGUCCAAAUGUAUCAGGCUCGUCCAAUAGGCCUCCUUAA